Molecule: messenger RNA, 486 nt
Organism: Dovyalis caffra
Lineage: Eukaryota; Viridiplantae; Streptophyta; Magnoliopsida; Malpighiales; Salicaceae
Source: the annotation of a GenBank genome assembly
AUGGCUAGGGAGGUCAUGCAGUGGGACACUUCUCCCACGCGUGUGCCCCUUAGACGAGGGAAAGGUGCUUUUAUAAAGAAGAAACAUGGUACAACGCGUCGUCCCCUAGGUUUGGAGUUUGCCGCUUCAAAACCAAGGGGGAGUGUUGAAUGUCAUUUCUCAGGAGCUGUUAGUCAGAAAGUCAUUGCUGAUGAUUCUGCUACAUUCCUCUCGCCAAGUUCAGAAGAUGUAAGGGAAACUGAUGGAAAAGAUUCAUGUUCGGAACAACCAGAAUAUAUGCCAGACGGCAAUCGAAAUCAAGACCCUCUGAUCCAGCCUGUCCGACCACUCCCAAAAGCUCAUGGCUCAGAGACCCUUCAGGAUGCAUGCAAGCAUCCCCAAGCCCUCAUAUCAUUAAAGCUCAAGUCACCACAGGUGGAUUUCAGCAGACCCAUCAUAGCUUCUGAAUACAGCUCCAGUCUUCUGGAUUAUAUGCUGGGGCGAGGC